Sinocyclocheilus anshuiensis is the source of this 717-nucleotide messenger RNA. Its product is annotated as laminin subunit alpha-1-like. Lineage: Eukaryota; Metazoa; Chordata; Actinopteri; Cypriniformes; Cyprinidae. Bases 109 to 717 code for a protein of 202 amino acids. The record is from RefSeq and is a predicted model, not a curated record. Gene Ontology annotation, biological process: tissue development; animal organ morphogenesis. The transcript has 6 exons.
AAAUACCACGGUAACAGGCUGCUGUCGUACGGAGGAAGACUCUCCUACACGCUGGCCUUCUUCGCUCUGGACGGCGUGGGUCUGGCCAAUCACGAGCCUCAGGUGCUGAUGAGGGGCGGGCACCUGCACAAGCUGGUCAUCUACACCGAGCUUCCUGCGCCUGAGAACGGCGUCCACACCGGACAGGAGGUUCCUCUGACCGAGCACAAGUGGAAGUAUUUCAACUCUGUGUCUGAUGAAGCCGUGAGUCACGCCGACUUCAUGUCAGUGCUGAGUAACGUGGAGUACAUCAUCAUCAAAGCUUCGUACGGCUCAGGACUGCAGCAGAGCAGGAUCUGUAAUAUCUCUCUGGACACGGCUCUGGAGGCGGAUGAGGCUCGUCAGGGCGGAGACGAGGCGCGGCUGGUGGAGGCGUGUGAGUGUGCGCUGGGAUACGCUGGACUCUCCUGUCAGGAGUGUGCUCCGGGGUUUUACCGUCAGGCCGUGUCUGAGCUCAGCGUGAAGGGCAGAAAGCGUCCGCUCAUUCGGCCCUGCGUCCCCUGCCGCUGCAACAACCACAGCCUGUCAUGUGACCUGGACACGGGCGAAUGUCUGGGCUGCCAGCACAACACCGCAGGAGAGCACUGCCACGUCUGCGCCGCAGGGUAUUAUGGGAAGGUUCAGGGCUCCAUCAGAGACUGCUCACUGUGCACCUGUCCUCUUCGGGGUCAGAGGUGA